GCACUAAAGACGAUCUUCACAAGUGAUAAUGCGGAAGUGGUUGAGCUGCUUAGUCACAGCCCACUCAACCAGUGUUUUGGUUUAGUUUCACAAUUGGGCGCGGUGCUCGUACACUUCUGCUGUGUAAAUAACUUCUAUGUUUUUAUAUUGUCAUUGAUAAUGAGUACCACUGUAGAAAUUGAGGAUUCAGAAAAAUUCCAGUCUGCUAUAUCGUCGGUGAGAUCAGAUGAUGGAGAACUGGUUCGUCAGAGUUGGGUUUUGAUCGGUCAUGUCGAUCAGAAUCCAAACAUGAUACAUAUCGUUGACAACGAUAACAGUCCCGGAGCUCAGAUCAGCGGUUUUGUGUCUGGAUUGCAGGAGGAUAUGGUAAUGUAUGGCCUCUUGCGUCAUUCAGUUACCGUGGAUAUGUCAGCUACAAUCAAGUUUAUCUAUGUUCAUUGGAUUGGUUCAAAAGUUGCUCCAUCAAAGAAGGGUCGGUACGGUGUUGUUCACGGAAGUGUGAAAGCUAUUAUUGGAGACAGUCAUCUUACAAUUGAAACAAGCAGUUUAGAUGAUCUGAAUUUAGAGUUGAUAACUAAACAGUUGGAAGAAAGCAGUGGAGUCUACAAUAAAGUUUUGGAAAAUGAUCAACAUGGUUUGCCAGAGAGAGGUUUCACACAGCAUCAGGUUAAAGACAAAAAAAAAACUGUUACAGGGAUAGUGGUACCUACAGGACCAGGAAUCAAAGUGGAUGAUGACGUUCUGACUGGAAUUCAAAAUGUACGUGAUGAUGAAAAUCCCUUAACGUGGGUAGCUGCUGGUUAUGAAAAUGGGGACGUCAAGAAACCACUUGUAAAAUGUUCGGAAGGCUCUGGGGAUACUGAGGAGAUACGAGAAAUAUUGGCAGACGAUCAAGUGUGCUACAUUUUGUACAGGAAAACAGAGAUUGUUCAUGAGGUUCCAACUAUUAAGUUUAUCUUCAUUACAUGGGUUGGUGAGAAUGUGAAACCUAUGACUAAAGCCAAAGUUUCAACAAAGAAAUCAGCAGUGCAAGACAUUUUCAAAACAGCUCACUUUACAUUGUUUAUGUCAUCAAAAUCAGAAUUGACGGAAGCUAGUAUUAAAAGUGCAAUGAGCAUCAGUGGUUGAUCAAACAAACAGAAAGAAUGAUCCUCAUUGCAGACACAUAGUUAAAGCUAGCCUUGCUUGCAGGUUACAGCAGUUUUAAAGAUGUAUUGUUCCUUAAAAAUUACAAAAAAUUAUU
This is a messenger RNA of Anneissia japonica, 1243 nucleotides long. RefSeq lists its product as uncharacterized. The transcript has 6 exons. The record is from RefSeq and is a predicted model, not a curated record. Gene Ontology annotation, cellular component: cortical actin cytoskeleton; plasma membrane; site of polarized growth. Gene Ontology annotation, biological process: regulation of actin filament polymerization. Lineage: Eukaryota; Metazoa; Echinodermata; Crinoidea; Comatulida; Comatulidae. Gene Ontology annotation, molecular function: actin filament binding. The coding region runs from base 160 to 1128 and encodes 322 amino acids.